Hyaena hyaena (striped hyena) is the source of this 2075-nucleotide messenger RNA. Its product is annotated as mas-related G-protein coupled receptor member F-like. Gene Ontology annotation, cellular component: membrane. Gene Ontology annotation, molecular function: G protein-coupled receptor activity. The coding region runs from base 208 to 1239 and encodes 343 amino acids. Lineage: Eukaryota; Metazoa; Chordata; Mammalia; Carnivora; Hyaenidae. The transcript has 3 exons. Gene Ontology annotation, biological process: G protein-coupled receptor signaling pathway. The record is from RefSeq and is a predicted model, not a curated record.
CAAGGGCUGUCCUGGGCUCGGAGCUCGCGUUCUCUGAGGCUCCGGGCAGUGCUGCGUGCUGGCCGGCUGCCCUGGCGGGUCGGCGGCCAGAGGCGGGUGUCGUGCUCCAGGAAGGAGAGACCUAAGAGGAGCUGGGCCGCUGCAGAGGUGUGCGGGCCGCGAGCCAGGAGCAGAGCUGGGAGGAGUCUGGACGCGCCAGGCCCGGAGAUGGCGGGAAACUGUUCCUGGGAGACCCAUCCUGGGGGCAGGGACAAGGUGUGUCCCGACGCGAGAGAGGCGCCGGAGCCCCACAGCCGUGGCUUCCUGAGCUUCGAGCAGAUCAGCGAGCUGCCCCCGCCGGCCGUCGUGAACUACAUCUUCCUGCUGCUCUGUGUCUGUGGCCUGGUGGGCAACGGGCUGGUGCUCUGGUUCUUCGGCUUCUCCAUCAAGAGGACCCCCUUCUCCGUCUACUUCCUGCACUUGGCCGCCGCCGACGCCGGCUACCUCUGCAGCAAGGCCGUGUUCUCCGUCCUGAACGCGGGGGCCUUUCGGGGCCCGUUCGCUGACUACGUGCGCGCCGCGUGCCGGCUCCUGGGGCUCUGCACGUUCGUCGCCGGCGUGAGCCUCCUGCCCGCCAUCAGCUCGGAGCGCUGCGCCGCGGUCCUCGUCCCCGGCCGGCGCUGGCGCCGUCGGCCCCGGCGCCUGUCGGCCGUGGUGUGCGCGCUGCUCUGGAGCCUGUCGCUCCUGGUCACCGCGCUGCACAACUACUCCUGCGCGGUGCGGGGCCGCCGGGCGCCGGGCACGGCCUGCGGGCGCGCGGACGCGCUCCUGGGCCUCCUGCUCUUCCCGGUCUCCUGCCCGCUGAUGGCGCUGCCCUGCCUCGGGCUCGUCGUGCACGAGGGGUGCCGGGCCCGGCGGCGCCAGCGCCCCGCGGAGCUCAGCCGCGUCGUCCUGGCCGUGGUCUCCGUCUUCCUCGUGUCCUCCAUCUACCUGGGGAUCGACUGGUUCCUCUUCUGGGCCUUCCGGAUCCCGGCCCCCUUCCCCGAGUACGUCACCGACCUGUGCAUCUGCAUCAACAGCAGCGCCAAGCCGGCCGUCUACUUCCUGGCCGGGAGGGACAGGUCGCAGCGGCUGUGGGAGCCACUCAGGGCGGUCUUCCAGCGGGCCCUGCGGGACGGCGCCGAGCCGGGGGGCCCCGGGGGCGGCGCGCCCCGCGCCCUCACCACGGAGAUGCGGAGCCCCCCGGGGAGCGCCUCCUGAGGGGCCAGCACGCCCGGGACAGCAGCCGGCCGCGGCCCCGGUGCCCAAGUGCAAGGAGGAAGGUGGCUUCCUGCCCUCGCGCCGCCUUCCCCGAGGGCCGGAGGCUCCGGGGCCGCCGGGAGACUGGGGCGCCACCUGCCCACAGGCCCCGCGGCCCCGACGGACCCCCCCAAACAUUCUCCUCGGCGCCCAAAGGCCUAUUGUGCAGAAGUCACCGCAGGAUGGCCAGGAGAGGGAGGCGGGGGUCACCCAGGCCCGUCCCCCUCCCGCCCCUUAGCAUCAGCCCUCCUCGAAGACGACACAGCCCGCACGGUGGCCCCUGGGGUAGGAGCUGCGCCCCCCGCUAGGGCACCUGCUCCGUCCAUUCCGUCCAAUCCAAGCAAUGUUGGUGAGCUGACCUGAACGCAAUGGUGCUAUCUGGGAGAAGGUUCUGGUUAACCUGCCUUGGAGUUCAGUCUUUCUGCACACAACACCCCAGCCCCCUCCAUGAAUCCUUUGGUGACUUUAAUGGUGGGGGGGGGCGGUUCUGGUCACAGCAAGCAGCCGGCCGGGACAGAGCUCUGGCCACUGGGGGCCGGUCAUGCUGUUCUCUGACUGCAGGCGGCCAGCCCCCCGGGCCGCCUCCGGAGUGCGCGGCAGGUCUGUGCUGCCGUGUGCCCGGUCCUCGGGGCUCAGCGGCCUGUCCAGCAGCCUCUGGGCUCCAGCCCCCGCCCGGAAGGGGGCACCGGCCCCACCCGGCCACCCCAGGCCACCAGCACAGUGGCCCCGUGCAGCCAAAGCAAGUUUUACAGGAGACAACAAAUGUAUAUCAAUAAACGUUUUAUAUCGUGCACUGA